Messenger RNA from Camellia sinensis, 781 nucleotides. Lineage: Eukaryota; Viridiplantae; Streptophyta; Magnoliopsida; Ericales; Theaceae. The record is from RefSeq and is a predicted model, not a curated record.
AUGGGAGGGGGUGAUAUAGACGUUGGGGUCAUAGGCAGAAGCACCGGUCCAUUUGAUGGCCGUGCUGUUGAUGGAAAACACAAUUCCAAACGCAUCUCUCACACCCCUUUCUCUCUCUCUCUCUCUCUCUCUCUCUCUCACAGCCUUAACCCUAGUCCUCAGCUACAGCGAUCAGCGAGCGGCAGCAGUGGCAGUGGUAGUAAUCGGCAAGCGACAGCGGCAACUGAGGAAGGUAUCCAACAACUUGUGUUAGGCCUAUACAUCAUUAGGGGUGACGACAUGUAUAGGGUGUUUUAUAAUUCCACUAUAAGCAUUGUGGGGGAACUAGAUGAAGAGUUGGAUGCCAGCCUAGAUUUGUCCAAACUGAGAGCUCAUCCACUAAAUCCUAUUAUCCAUUGACGAGCAACAUGGUAUGAGUAUGUUUUUAUUGAGUGUUGUAAGGGUGAAUUUGCUUGAACUGGAUUUGAAUGAGUAAAAUGAUUGGUUUUAAGAUACUAAGAAAUUGUAAUAUGUAUUGCACUGGUUAGUGGUUACAAAUAUUGGACAAUGAGUCUAUAUAAUUAUUUGAAUUAUUAUAAUUUAACUUGUGAAAUUGUUAGAAUUUGUUUGUUUUGUUUUUAGUAUUGGAUGGAUAAAAUAAAGUUGAAAGAGUUUAUCGUCUAAGCUUAAUGAUAACUGAAUUUUGGCAUUGAAUGCUUGUUUUAAUUUUUUGUAGAAGUAUUUUUGUAUUAAUUUUUUUCCAUUGAAUGCUUGGACCCGAUAUCCGUGUUGUUUGUCAACU